GGCCGACUGAUCCCAUGAUAUGUAAAGGCCUUGCUACACGUCUACUGCACAUGACGUACUCGGCCGAAUGCGACCGAACACGGCCGAGUGACGGACGGAUCCCAUUCAAAUGGGAUCAGUCGUACGUAUUCGGCCGACUGUACACGUGCAAGGAGAAAUCUUUGAUGGAUACUGAGAAACUAAUAAGCCUCGUACAUGAGAAUACGCCACUGUGGGAUAUGCGAGAUAAGCAAUAUCACCACCGUGACGUGCAAAGAAAACUUUGGUCGAGAGUUGCAGAGGAAAUGGGUGUUGAAGUUGGUCUAGUAAAAAAGAAAUGGCAGGGACUAAGGGACGUUUUUCGAAAAGAAUACAACAGAAGUUUACAAGGAAGGAGCGGAGACGAGGCGCCUCUUGAGUGUACUUCGUCAUGGCCACACUUCCAAACCCUGCUAUUUUUGAAGGACACAAUUGAGCAUCGAAAACUUCAAGGGAACAUUUCACCUUCAAAAAACACAGCAUCACGCACUGCUGAAUCUGGAUGUGUUUCUGAUACAUCACAUGACUCUUACAUUGACAAUGAGUAUGCCCCUUUAGAGCAUUCCGCUCAUGGUUCGCAAGAGUCAACAGAUGGUUCUCAGCCUUGGACUGCGUGUGAAACCAUGGAUCCUCCGCCCACCCCAAAUGUCACCAACAGACGCAAAUUACGGUCAAAUAAAAGUGCUGACCCAUUUCUCCAAAUAGAGAAGGAAAAAUUGAAAUUGUUUGCUGGAAACGCUGCUGCGAAGGAAGACAGUGAUUACCAGUUUCUAAUGAGCCUCCUACCAUUUUUAAGGAAUAUCCCUUUCCACCGAAAACUUAUAGUUAGACAUAAACUGCAACAAGUUUUCAUUGAGGAAGAACAAAAUACUCUUCCAAACGUCAGCAAUUUCACACAACCAGCAAACAGCGAGUCCCUUAAUCAAACUGAAAGGGAACCCAUGCAGACUGUGGCGUCUUACCUUUCCAAUUUCACAUAAAACGCAACUGGAACAUCUUGAACAAAAUUAUUUUUCACUAUUCCUAUGUAUACUAUGUUGUAAACUGUAAACCUACGUGUAUUUUUCCGUUCUUGUUCAAUAAAAAUGUUUGUAACUCAAAAUGUGUACAACUUACCUUAAUGUUAAAGCCAAACGCUCCUCAGGUGGUAUAACUUCUCUGAAAUUCGACCAUUUCGUUAUUGAGGGCUGAAUAGCCAUUAAAGUAUAC
Molecule: messenger RNA, 1227 nt
Organism: Cryptotermes secundus
Lineage: Eukaryota; Metazoa; Arthropoda; Insecta; Blattodea; Kalotermitidae
Product: transcription factor Adf-1-like
Exons: 2
Coding region: 15-998 (327 amino acids)
Biological process (GO): regulation of transcription by RNA polymerase II
Cellular component (GO): nucleus; transcription regulator complex
Molecular function (GO): DNA binding
Source: RefSeq, a predicted model, not a curated record